Messenger RNA from Calypte anna (Anna's hummingbird), 2775 nucleotides. RefSeq names its product S-phase kinase associated protein 2 (gene SKP2). NCBI's taxonomy places the organism in Eukaryota, Metazoa, Chordata, Aves, Apodiformes, Trochilidae. The coding region runs from base 324 to 1703 and encodes 459 amino acids. Gene Ontology annotation, biological process: SCF-dependent proteasomal ubiquitin-dependent protein catabolic process. Gene Ontology annotation, cellular component: SCF ubiquitin ligase complex. The record is from RefSeq and is a predicted model, not a curated record. Gene Ontology annotation, molecular function: protein binding. The transcript is spliced from 10 exons.
UUCCGUGUCACUGCGACCGGGACCGCCCUCCGCGACAUUUGUCCCCCAGCAGCCGCCGCCCCGCCCGCCCCUGACGUCAUCGUCGCCCCUGCCCCGGAGGCGGCGCAAGGUACUGUGGGUACGGCCCCUCCGCUCCCAGGCGACGGGUGGGGAAAAGGUGGAGGAAGAGCGAACUACAACUCCCGACAGGCCGUGCAACAGGCAGGGACGGGCUUCCGGCCGGAUCGGGGAGCCCCGCCCAGGCGGCGGGACAGCGUGGAGCUGGAAAAGCGCGGCGCGCGCGACUGCUUGCAGUUCCCGCCGGUGGCUCCGUCCCGGUCGCCAUGAACAGUUACUUGGAGGGGAAACACCUCCAAGAGAUCGUGCCCAGCAGCAGCAGCAAUGUUGCCGCCAGCAGCAGCAGCAGUGUUGCCGCCAGCAGCAGCAGCAGUGUUGCCGCCAGCAGCAGCAGCAGUGUUGCCGCCAGCAGCAGCAGUAGUGUUUCCGCCAGCACCAGUGGGGAUUUGGACUCCAGUAAGACCUCGGAGAUGGCCUCAAGUGUGGGCCUUAAGAAGGACAGGUUGGACAAUGAAAACACACCACAGGAGCCGCAUAUGUUAUCAGACUGUCCUCCUCAGAAACGGCAGAAGGUGAAGGAAAAAGAUUUUGCUGUUGUCCGCCGGCCUCGGCUGUUUGGAGAGUCAGAGUCAGGUAUAUCUUGGAAUGUACUUCCAGAUGAACUGAUUUUGGCAAUCUUUGCAUAUUUGCCCCUAAGUGACUUGAUCAGAGCUUCUGUGGUUUGCAAGAGAUGGCAUGGACUUUCGUUUGAUGAAUCUCUGUGGCAGAGUCUUGACUUGACUGGUAGAAACCUGCAGCCAGGAGUGAUUGGACAAUUGCUGCCUGCAGGUGUUACUGUAUUCCGCUGCCCAAGAUCAUGUAUUGGAAGUCCAUUGCUUAAAACUAGCAAACCUCUCAAAAUGCAACACAUGGAUUUGUCCAACUGCACAGUGGCUGUUGAAGACCUCUAUAGUAUUCUCUGUCUGUGUGAAAGUCUGCAGAACCUCAGUUUGGAGGGCUUAACGCUUUCUGACAAAAUCAUUAGGAGCCUUGCUAAGAAUUCUGGUUUGAUUCGACUAAAUCUCUCUGGAUGCUCUGGGUUUUCUGCAGAAGCAUUGAAGAUGAUGUUGAUCAAUUGUUUUUCGUUGGAUGAGCUGAACUUGUCCUGGUGUGACUUCACAGCCACCCAUGUCCGAACAGCAGUCAAUCACAUUACUGAAAAAGUAACCCAAUUAAAUUUAAGUGGAUACAGAACGAAUCUAGGAAUAGAAGAUGUUGAAACACUGGUGGCAAGAUGUCCUUACCUUAUGCAUUUAGAUCUGAGUGACAGUGUGGUGUUGAACCCUGAGUGUUUCAAGUAUUUCCGUCAACUCCUCUUUCUACAACAUCUGUGUCUUAGCCGAUGUUACCAGAUAACACCAGCAGCCUUAGUAGAACUUGGUGCAAUUCCAACAUUAAAGACUCUUCAGGUAUUUGGAAUAGUGACUGAGAGCUCCCUAAAAAUCCUCAAGGAAGCACUUCCUGAUAUUAUGAUCAAUUGCUCACAUCUUACAACUAUUGCAAGACCGACAGUUGGCAGUGAAAGGAACCAUGACAUCUGGGGUUUCAAAUGCAGAUUGGCACUGAGGAACCGUAGUGCCGUGACCUGUACAAUGAACUGGUUGUGAUGGACCACUGUGGUACUGAAGGUCCUUGUGAAGCAUAAUACUGGAGCACCCUUACUGUUAUUGUGAAAAGCAUUCUAACUUGGUCUUAUGCCUUAAUGUAGUUUCAAGUAUUUUUACAGUAUUUUUGUACUUAAAGCCUUUUAGAAUUCUGAUCCAUGAGCAACUGCAGAAUUUUUCUUGAAUGAUUUUUACAGGAGAGUUUUGUUUUGAAAAGUAUCAUGAAAGAAUCACCGUAAUUAAGCUGUCAGCCUUUCGCAACUGUUGCGGGUUCUGAUGCAGCUUUCCUUAUUCUAAGGUUUUCUAAAGGUGCUUUCGAGUAACUUCCAGCUCUACAAGUCCUGAAAUGGCUUGUAGAGGUAGUAGAUAUCUUAGUAAGGCUUAUUUGUCCUGGUAUGAGAUUACAGAAUUAAAAAUGAAUAAUAGCAUUAAAUUUAAGAUGUACAGUGAGAUGAGAAGCUACCCACUGUUUGGGGAGGGUCAGAGGACAGUCUGAACUUGCCAAACCUGAUGAUGGUAAAUAAGGUAAAGUAUGUCUGCACAAAAGCAGAUAGGUGACAGCUAAAUGCUUUCAAAGUUAAGCAGUACACAGGACGUACGAUGACAUUUUUCUUUAGCAGACCACAAGGUAACAUCUAAUUUUAGUAUUUUUCAUUAUUAGCAAAAUGCAGUCUGAAAAGCCCAUUCAAAAUGAGCUUAGGCUGAAGUAGAGGUUGGGUAUCGGUUUCAUGAUGUGGUGCUGUUUUCUGAUAAAAUCUAACAAACCUUAGCAUGGCUUCUGGGAUCUUGGUCUUGGAUACAACUUCUUAAAAAUGUUCCCUUCCUUUAAAGAGAAAUCUUUCAUAUGGAACUGAUAAAUUGGCAAAAAUCUUGCAGGGGGAGGUCUCAAAUGGCUCUAGAUCUCAGACCAAGACCUGGGACUGCAGUGUUAGAAUACAGAAAGGGAGAGGUACUUCAGUGCUAUCAAGCAAUAUAAAUUUCUCAUUUGUAUCAUUUCACUUCUUGUAUCUCUAACACUAAGUAUUACUGUCUAAUGUUCUUUCUUGAAAGUAAUGAAAGCACUGUUCAAAAAAAC